AUGGCGAAGAGAGGAAGAGCUGCCAGGAGGACUGGUGGUUCGCCACGGGCAGCACCCACGCCCGCCGGCAGGUCUCCGGUGAGGAUCUCUGCAAGAUUCAAAUCUGGUGGUCCAGCGUCCGCGCGGUGCAUGCCGCGACGAUUUCAAGAGGGAGCAGUUGGAGCUGUCCGAGAAGAUCGGAUGCUGAAGGAGCGGAGGAGCGGGUGUGCGAGCGCGCUCUUGUCUACGUGCGCCGCCCGCUAUCACCAGGCGCUCUUCGUCGGAGUCCAUCUCGUUAUCACCCUGUUGAUAUGGUCCCGUUUGUGCCUGAAUGAGCUCAGGCAGCAGGAAGGAGUCCCUGAGUUCGUCCCCGCGAAGGCACCCCUCGCUCCAGAGGAUGCUGGGAUGCCCAUGCCCAAGUACUGGCAGAAGCGCCUGGUUCUGCCACUGGAGUUAGGCCUCAUGCACGCCAUCAUUUGGCAGAUGGUGUGGCUGCCUGCCAGGAUGAGUCACCACCUUUUCGCCCUAGUUGCUCGAACGAGGAUUCGACAUUUUAUCUGUCUGGAGCACAUGACGUUCUUCCACAUGUCCCUGGGAUACAUCAUGUGCUUCUUCAUAAUUGUUACCACCAGCGUAUUAUCCGUCUUCGUCAGGCACGGCUGA
Molecule: messenger RNA, 642 nt
Organism: Prorocentrum cordatum
Lineage: Eukaryota; Dinophyceae; Prorocentrales; Prorocentraceae
Source: the annotation of a GenBank genome assembly